This is a messenger RNA of Asparagus officinalis (garden asparagus), 849 nucleotides long. Its product is annotated as glutathione S-transferase T3-like. The coding region runs from base 1 to 849 and encodes 282 amino acids. NCBI's taxonomy places the organism in Eukaryota, Viridiplantae, Streptophyta, Magnoliopsida, Asparagales, Asparagaceae. The record is from RefSeq and is a predicted model, not a curated record. The transcript is spliced from 3 exons.
AUGGAUCCCUCCCAAAACAACUACUAUUCGCAUCUCCUUACCGGUGAAGGAUCGGCCUUAUACUCGCCGUUCUAUACAGAAGUCGUAGAAGAAGGUCAUCCCAUCGAGUUUUCACAAUCCGCAACACAACAAGUGUCAUCCCAAGAAACACCGACCACAAAUAAGAAGAAAGCUUACACGCGGUCCGAAAAUUGGACUGUCCACGAGGAUAAGCUUCUUGUGUCUGCUUGGCUGAACACGAGCCAAGACUCCAUCCAAGGCACAGGGCAACACAAAGAUAAGUUCUGGCACAGAGCUAACGACUACUUUAUCCAAUACUCCACCGAUCCAACGAAUCGCACACCAAACCAAAUGAUGCACCGUUGGUCAACGAUUCAACUGUCGGUCAACAAGUUCUGCGGGUGCGUUGCUCAGAUUGAAGGAAGACAAAGAUCUGGUACGGGAAUUAUUGACCAGACUGCAGAAGUAAAAGAAUUAUACCAAUCCCUUUAUGGUAAGCCAUUCGUGUUGGACCAUUGCUGGGUUGAGUUGCGUCAUCACCAAAAAUGGAACCAACAAAUGGAAACUUACAAUAAGAUUCGAUCACAGCCGAGAAGAACCACGAACUCUGAUUCCUCACCAAAUAAUUCCAUGCCAGCGACCCCCAUCGAGUUGAACAUUGACUCGGAUGAUGUUAUAGCAAGGCCUGAAGGGAGGAAAGUGGCAAAACUCAAGAGGAAACAAAAUGUGGACAAAUCUGAGUCCGCUAAGUCCAUUAUGGGAGAGGCUUUCGCGUGGAUGAAGCAAACCAACAAAGAAAAAAUAGAAUUUAUGACUGUACUUGAAGUUGAAAAUUUUGGCAUUGAAUGA